This is a messenger RNA of Nylanderia fulva, 751 nucleotides long. RefSeq lists its product as uncharacterized. Lineage: Eukaryota; Metazoa; Arthropoda; Insecta; Hymenoptera; Formicidae. The record is from RefSeq and is a predicted model, not a curated record.
UCAUCAUUUCGAUGCGUGGUGUGUGGCAACAUGUAUCCACGCCGUUUUAAUGCUGAACGUCAUUAUAAGCGGUUUCACGAAACCACACAAACGCGGAAAUGUUGUGAUGAAAUAUUUCACACAAAAAGUGAAUACUAUGACCACAAGGAAAAUGUGCAUAAUGAGAGGAAAAGGUACGGAAGAAAAUGGAAAGAAGAAACCCAGUCUUUGGACUCUUCCAUUGAAUGUAAUACAGUCACAAUAAACGAAUCCGAAGACAGCGCGUUACAUGUCCUUUCUCACAUGCAGAAAACGAAAAUACAAACUUCAUUGCCCGUCGAAACUGCCAAAAGAACAUCUAAAAGACGCACGAAUACAAAUACUACUCAUCACGCGCAGAAUAAUAUUGAAAAUUUAGAAAACAUCGAAAGAAAUAACGAAUCAAAUAAUGAAGAAAAAUCUAAGAAUAAUAUGUGGCAAUUUGUCGAAUCUCAAAAGAUCUUUAUUUAUCGAAUGCAAUUAAAAACUAAUACAAGUCAAAACAGCGCACCGUUGCGAAGUAUUGAAAAUUUUACUGAUAAUUCUUUUAAUAAACCAAGAAACAAUGCGUUGCAGAAUGUCGUAAAAGUGAGUUCGAGUGUCAAAAAGAAAAUGUAAUAAUAUAUGACUGUGUAGCUACAUCGGUUUCAGACUUAAUGCAGCUUAUGAGAAACUCUAUUGAUUUUUAAAAAUAAAAUAUUUUUUUAACUUAGAAUAUAAGUAAUAGUUUUAU